This is a messenger RNA of Arabis nemorensis, 777 nucleotides long. The record is from the annotation of a GenBank genome assembly. NCBI's taxonomy places the organism in Eukaryota, Viridiplantae, Streptophyta, Magnoliopsida, Brassicales, Brassicaceae.
AUGAAGACGCCGGCUCGGCGAUCGAAGCGGGUUGAUCAGAAAUCGGAACCCAAGGUCACAACCCCAGUGGCCCUACGUGCACGAGAGAAGAAAUGUUCAAAGACUCGAGCGGUUCGGGUCAGACCCGAAUACCCACUUACCCGAACCACCGCCGAGAUGAAGCUAAUGGCUCCGGAGUUCUUUCAAAUCGAUGCCCUUGAUCUUGCGCCGCGUUUGCUCGGGAAGUUCUUGAGGAGAGACAAUGUUGUGUUACGAAUUACAGAGGUAGAAGCUUAUAGACCAAAUGAUUCAGCUUGCCAUGGACGGUUUGGGGUUACCCCAAGGACUGCACCAGUUUUUGGACCUGGAGGGCAUGCCUAUGUUUAUCUAUGUUAUGGUCUUCAUAUGAUGCUCAAUAUUGUUGCUGAUAAAGAAGGAGCUGGAGCCGCUGUUUUGAUACGGUCUUGCUCUCCUGUUACCGGGCUGGAGACCAUACAAGAGCGUCGUGGCCAGAAAACCGACAAACCCGUUCUACUAAAUGGACCAGGAAAGGUGGGGCAAGCGCUUGGACUCUCAACAGAGUGGUCUCAUCAUCCUCUCUUUUCUCCUGGAGGACUGGAGCUUCUGGAUGGGGGAGAAGAUGUGGAGAGAGUAAUGGUUGGUCCUCGCGUUGGGAUAGAUUACGCAUUGCCUCAACAUGUCAAUGCCUUGUGGAGAUUUGCCAUUGCAGAUACUCCAUGGAUAAGUGCUCCUAAGAACACUCUUAACUCUAACUUCAACCCAAAAACUCCUUUUUGA